Tigriopus californicus is the source of this 810-nucleotide messenger RNA. RefSeq names its product zinc finger protein 425-like. The record is from RefSeq and is a predicted model, not a curated record. NCBI's taxonomy places the organism in Eukaryota, Metazoa, Arthropoda, Copepoda, Harpacticoida, Harpacticidae. The coding region runs from base 1 to 810 and encodes 269 amino acids. The transcript has a single exon.
AUGGACUUUAGUCGGUUUUUGGAAGUGAUUUUUGUCGAAGGGGACGAAACACUGCCCAAUGUUCAUAGGCCAUCCACCAAACGUCCGAUGGGACCCCCUCGUCCACCUUUGACUUGUUCGGUGACGAUUGAGCCUGUUCCUGAGGGUGGGAAACCUGUUGCUGUGAUCCAAUGCCCUGCUUGCCGACACACUCUGAAAUCGUCCGAGGCUUUGGAGGUUCAUCGGCGCACAUUCCAUGCCGAUUAUUCGGACCUUUCCCAAUCGAUAGCUUACCCUUGCCAGGAGUGUGACAUGACGUUCCCUCGGAAGGUUUUACUGGACGAACAUAUGAUUUGUCAUAUUCGUGUUCCUUUGGAGCCAUCUAGUCUGGACUUGGAACAGAGCCCUCAAGAGAGGAAAUCUUUCCAGUGUCCCGUUUGUAGCAAACGCUUUCAAACGAAUCGCCUAUUGAAACAACAUGGGAAAAUCCAUGACGAGAACCGGGUCCGAAGCCAUAAAUGUCCGGAGUGUUCCAGCGCCUUCUUUGUCAAGUACAAAUUGGCUCGACAUAUGAAGCUCCACAAGAAUGAGGUUGUGUUCAAAGACAUAUCCAAGGUCCACCAGACAUGUGGGACAAGUGGGACGGAUUGGACAAAUGUGUUUCCGUGCUCGUUGUGCGCCAAAACCUUCAAGUCGAGAAGGCUUCUGCGAGCUCACAAGGCCAUUCACGCUAAAAUUCGGGUACGGAGUCAUGUGUGUGCUCUCUGCUCGAGAGGCUUCUACGUGAAACAUAAAUUGGAACGACACUUGAAGAUCCAUGAUGAAAAGUAA